Molecule: messenger RNA, 5285 nt
Organism: Lingula anatina
Lineage: Eukaryota; Metazoa; Brachiopoda; Lingulata; Lingulida; Lingulidae
Product: scavenger receptor cysteine-rich domain-containing protein DMBT1
Cellular component (GO): membrane
Molecular function (GO): calcium ion binding
Source: RefSeq, a predicted model, not a curated record
AUGUCUAUAUUUGGGGCAAUAUGUACCAUUCCCUUGCCGGAGACGGCCAAGAGGGAUUUACCAGAAACAAUUGCAGAUGCUGAAAAAUUUCCCCUGCAUUGUAACGGAAAGAGUUUGAAACAACGGCGAUCUUUGUCAUUCGAGCCUGAAGUCCGGCUUGUGGGUGGGUCUCACGCCGCAGAGGGACGUGUCGAGGUUCGUCAGGGAAGCGGUAACUGGGGCACUGUCUGUGAUGACAGCUGGGAUAGCAACGAUGCCGCCGUGGUCUGCAGAAUGCUUGGUUACGAUGCAAGCAAUGCAAUCGCCUACAGUCGAGCUCACUUUGGCCAAGGAAGCGGGGACAUACACUUGGACAACGUCGCCUGCACGGGGACAGAGUCCUCACUUGCCAGUUGUUCCUCGAACGCCUGGGAUAGCCAUAACUGCGCCCACAGUGAAGACGCUGGAGUGCAGUGUCAGACCACUACGACAAAUGAGGUAAGAUUGGUGGGUGGUGCUCAUGACGGUGAGGGAAGAGUGGAGGUCCUCCAUAACGGCGAAUGGGGCACUGUCUGUGAUGACAGCUGGGAUGACAACGAUGCUGCUGUGGUCUGCAGAAUGCUUGGUUACAACCCCGACGACGCCGUUUCCUUUUCACGCGCUCAAUUCGGCCAAGGCACUGGAUCCAUUCUUAUGGAUAAUGUCGCCUGCGGUGGAAGUGAGGCCUCUAUUGAAGCUUGCGGACAUAAUGGUUGGAGCUCACACAACUGUGCUCACUCUGAGGAUGCUGGUGUCAGUUGUGUGGCUGCAGAACCUACUACGACACCUCCAGCACUGCCUGUUGAAGUAAGAUUGGUGGGUGGUACUCAUGACGGUGAGGGAAGAGUUGAGGUCCUCCAUAACGGCGAAUGGGGCACUGUCUGUGAUGACAGCUGGGAUGACAACGAUGCUGCUGUGGUCUGCAGAAUGCUUGGUUACAACCCGGACGACGCCCUUCCUUUUUCACGCGCUCAUUUCGGCCAAGGUACUGGAUCCAUUCUUAUGGAUAACGUUGCCUGCGGUGGAAGUGAGGCCUCUAUUGAAGCUUGCGGGCAUAACGGUUGGAGCUCACACAACUGUGCUCACUCUGAGGAUGCUGGUGUCAGUUGUGUGGGGCUAUUAAACAUAAGAUUGGUGGGUGGUACUCUUGACGGUGAGGGAAGAGUUGAGGUCCUCCAUAACGGCGAAUGGGGCACUGUCUGUGAUGACAGCUGGGAUGACAACGAUGCCGCUGUGGUCUGCAGAAUGCUUGGUUACAAUCCCGACGACGCAGUUUCCUUUUCUCGCGCUCAUUUCGGCCAAGGUACCGGUUCAAUCCUUAUGGAUAAUGUCGCCUGUGAUGGAAGUGAGGCCUCUAUCGAAGCUUGCGGACAUAACGGUUGGAGCUCACACAACUGUGCUCACUCUGAGGAUGCUGGUGUUAGAUGCUUUGUUCCAGAACCCACUACACCGGCUCCAACAACUCCUGCCCUACCUGUUGAAGUAAGAUUGGUGGGUGGUGCUCAUGACGCUGAGGGAAGAGUUGAGGUCCUCCAUAACGGCGAAUGGGGCACUGUCUGUGAUGACAGCUGGGAUGACAACGACGCCGCUGUAGUCUGCAGAAUGCUUGGCUAUAACCCAGACGACGCCGUGUCCUUUUUCCGCGCUCAUUUUGGCCAAGGCACUGGAUCCAUUCUUAUGGAUAACGUCGCCUGCGGUGGAAGUGAGGCCUCUAUUGAAGCUUGCGGACAUAACGGCUGGAGCUCACACAACUGUGCUCACUCUGAGGAUGCUGGUGUCAGUUGUGUAGCUGCAGAACCUACUACGACACCUCCUGCACUGCCUGUUGAGGUAAGAUUGGUGGGUGGUGAUCGUGACGGUGAGGGAAGAGUUGAGGUCCUCCAUAACGGCGAAUGGGGCACUGUCUGUGAUGACAGCUGGGAUGACAACGACGCCGCUGUUGUCUGCAGAAUGCUUGGCUAUAAUCCCGACGACGCCGUGUCCUUUUCCCGCGCUCAUUUCGGCCAAGGUACCGGUUCAAUCCUUAUGGAUAAUGUCGCCUGUGAUGGAAGUGAGGCCUCUAUCGAAGCUUGUGGACAUAACGGUUGGAGCUCACACAACUGUGCUCACUCUGAGGAUGCUGGUGUGAGAUGCUUUGUUCCAGAACCCACUACACCGGCCCCAACAACUCCUGCCCUACCUGUUGAAGUAAGAUUGGUGGGUGGUGCUCAUGACGGUGAGGGAAGAGUUGAGGUCUUCCAUAACGGCGAAUGGGGCACUGUCUGUGAUGACAGCUGGGAUGACAACGACGCCGCUGUAGUCUGCAGAAUGCUUGGUUAUAACCCAGACGACGCCGUGUCCUUUUCCCGCGCUCAUUUUGGCCAAGGCACUGGAUCCAUUCUUAUGGAUAACGUCGCCUGCGGUGGAAGUGAGGCCUCUAUUGAAGCUUGCGGACAUAACGGCUGGAGCUCACACAACUGUGCUCACUCUGAGGAUGCUGGUGUCAGUUGUGUAGCUGCGGAACCUACUACGACACCUCCUGCACUGCCUGUUGAGGUAAGAUUGGUGGGUGGUGAUCGUGACGGUGAGGGAAGAGUUGAGGUUCUCCAUAACGGCGAAUGGGGCACUGUCUGUGAUGACAGCUGGGAUGACAACGAUGCCGCUGUUGUCUGCAGAAUGCUUGGCUAUAAUCCCGACGACGCCGUGUCCUUUUCCCGCGCUCAUUUCGGCCAAGGUACCGGUUCAAUCCUUAUGGAUAAUGUCGCCUGUGAUGGAAGUGAGGCCUCUAUCGAAGCUUGCGGACAUAACGGUUGGAGCUCACACAACUGUGCUCACUCUGAGGAUGCUGGUGUCAGUUGUGUAGCUGCUGAACCUACUCCUGCACUGCCUGUUGAAGUAAGAUUGGUGGGUGGUGAUCGUGACGAUGAAGGAAGAGUUGAGGUCCUCCAUAACGGCGAAUGGGGCACUGUCUGUGAUGACGGCUGGGAUGUCAACGAUGCUGCUGUUGUCUGCAGAAUGCUUGGUUACGGCACCGCCGACGCCACUGCAUUGAGUAGGGCUGCGUUUGGCCGAGGUACUGGCUCCAUCCACAUGGACAACGUUAACUGCAAUGGAAAUGAGGCCUCUAUUGAUGACUGCAGCCACAACGGUUGGGGAACUCACAACUGUGGACAUCAUGAAGAUGCCGGUGUCAGAUGCACCUCUAAUACACCAACAACACCCUCGCCAGUUGAAGUAAGAUUGGUGGAUGGUGAACGUGACGGUGAGGGAAGAGUUGAGGUCCUCCAUAACGGCGAAUGGGGCACUGUCUGUGAUGACGGCUGGGAUGUCAACGAUGCCCAGGUGGUCUGCCGAAUGCUUGGUUACGAUCCCGCUAAUGCAGUUGCAUUUAGUAAUGCCGAACAUGGUCAAGGAAGUGGUGGAAUCCACAUGGAUAACGUUAACUGCGAUGGAAGUGAAGCCUCUAUCGAAGACUGCGGUCACAACGGUUGGAGAUCACACAACUGUGGACAUCACGAAGAUGCCAGUGUCAGAUGCUACUUUGUUGAACCAACAACACCAGCACCAAUCGCUGUCCGAUUGGUCGAAGGUGCCAUUGAGGGUGAAGGUCGAGUUGAAGUACGUCAGGGUGAAGGCGAAUGGGGCACUGUCUGUGAUGACAGCUGGGAUGACAACGAUGCCGCUGUGGUCUGCAGAAUGCUCGGUUUCAGCGAUAGUGAAGCCACCGCAUUUAGUAGAGCUACCUUUGGCCAAGGUACUGGUUCCAUUUACAUGGACGACGUAGCUUGUACUGGCAGUGAAAGUACUCUGGAAGAAUGUUCCUACAGAGGCUGGGAAUCGCACAACUGUGGACACUCGGAAGAUGCCGGUGUCAGUUGUCGGAGACACGGCCACCGCAUUGGUUGACGGUGAAGUCACUCCAGGCAGUGGCGCCAUCUUCCUUGAUGACGUAUCUUGCCGCGGAGACGAGCUUUCUUUGGAUCAGUGCUACAGCCGCCCAUGGACCGUUCACAACUGCCGCCACGAACAAGACGCCGGAGUGAGAUGUAUACCUUUCGAAGAUGACCCUUGUGAAGCCCUUGGCUGCGGUGAGCACGAGGAGUGUGUCUUGGGAGAUACUGGCGCCACCUGUGAGUGUGUCGAGGGAUACCAGAGAAACGACGGCACUUGCGAAGACGUCGACGAAUGUGCCAACAGCCCAUGUGACUUCAAUGCCGCCUGUGUGAACACAGUAGGAGGAUUUAACUGUACUUGUAACGACGGCUAUAGAGGAGAUGGGCUCAUCUGUGCACCGCUCCCGUGCACCAUUGAUGUUUGUUACAACAGGCGAUUGCAAGAGACCUGUGAAAACCUGGACAACGGCGCGCACCGAUGCGUCGUGGAGUUGACGUGCGCCACUAAGUGGACGCAGUCGUGCAAGAAGGCACUGUCAAAGGCUGAGUGCAGCGUUCGUUGCCCGGCUGGAUGUUCCUCUUCCAACGGGAAAGUUUUCACUGAUGGCCAAAACUAUGCAGCACCUUCUUCCGUGUGUCUGUCGGCUAUCCAUUCAGGCGUUGACCCUGCGGCUGAAGGUGGCUUGUUUACCAUUCGCCAUACCCGGGUAGAAGACGCCCACGAAUACCCCUCCACUACCAGUAAUGGAAUCAAGAGCAAGCUUAAACGUACCUACAGAGGAGAUGCUUUCGUCGUCGCCUAAAUCGCCCGAGGUACAGACGUAACGGACACGGCACCAAAUGUUUUACGAUUAAGUACAAAAGGACUUGCGCAAGGACACUUAAACAUUUCCGUGGGUUGGACUUACAUUUAUGAUCUGCAUUGGGUCCUUCGUGGUUUCUACCAGAUAUGUAGUCACUGGCUUUGUAAGUAAAUGUUUCCACUGGCGCCUAAGGACUAUAAUGGUUCUGGUAUAGUAGACAACUUUACAACGGUUCUUAGAGUCUUCAGCAUUGAUAACAUUUGCUAAUUUCAUUAAUAUUUAAUACUUUCUAACAUGGAAGAUAUGUGAAAUGACUAUAAUAUAGCGGCACUUGCUGUGACGCAUGGAAGCAAUCCACAUUUAACAGGAAUCCUUUAAUUCGGUUGUUAUUAUAUAUUAUCAAUUAUUGUAUUAUUAUAUAUUCUAAAUGGUGUUUACAACUUAUGAGGUGGUGUGUAAUUUAACGUCAUUUCCGUGUAACAGGGGGGUUGAAUUCAUUGAACUGUCUUUAAAUGUUGAGGUUAUUGUAUUUCACUUUUUGUCAGUUUAUGAAAUGUUACUUCGGCUUUAAUAAACUUUGCUUGAGCAAGAA